AACGGUCAAAUAGUGAAUUGAAGCUAAGCGCUAAAAUUAUAAUUGUUUUGUGUGAUUUGAAGUGUUUUAAUGUAUUGACAAGAGAGUUAUGUGAACGAGUAAAUAAUCUAUAAUGGAAGCGAACGAUUUUAUUGCUAAAUUGAAGGCGGACGGGUCAGCCAACGAUCUUCAUGACUUGGACAAAGUUUACUCAGAUUACAAGGAACUUUUAGAGAAAUUACCAUCAAUAGACAAGGGAGUAUUCUCUCUAAACGUUCUAUGCAUACUUUGCAGAAAUAUUGACAAAGUCCCAUCAUGGCGCGACAAGAUAGACGCCAAAGCGUUGCUGAACAUGUCCAUAGACUGUGUGCGGCAGACAAGGGGCCUGGAGAAGCCCGAGCGAGUGAAGGUUCUGGCUUGCGUGUAUCAUAUACACAAGUUCAUUGUGAGACAGCCAUCCCAGCCACCACCAGAGCUGGUCCUCAAACUCUCCUACAUGCCAUUUGAGUACGAGCAGAACAACCUGCUCUCCGAGUACUGCAAGACUUACUGGAACCUCCUCGCCGACCGUCUCAUGUUCAUAGAAAAGUUCAAGACCGGACGCAGAGCCAUCAUCAAACUGUUACCGAAACUUAUCGAAGACAUACAGAAAGUUAUACUCAUGUAUGACAGCGUACAAUUCUGUAAUACUAUACUAGUGUUUCUAUUAAAGAAAUUACAUUUUCUUUACAAUACGGAGCAUGCUAAGGAGUUGAACAAGAGUUUUGGAAUGAUAUUUGAAAGUUUAUCGUUAAAAAAAGAUGUGAAAUCGUUUAAGAAGUUAACGGAGAAAGAAAUGUUGGAGCUGUAUGUAAAAUUCAGUGACUGCUUCUAUGUUAUAGCGGAAAAUGCAACGAAAUUGAAUUUUCAAGAUUCCGUAUUGACUGCGGCGGUUCGUAGCUGUAUACCGUUCAUCGGUCAUGUUCCAGAGCUAUUCCACUGUCUACAGACAUUCUACUUAAACUCUUUCUGCUGUAUAUUGACUGAUAAUGAUAAUCUCAGCAUCAAUGAGACUGUGUUAAACAGUUUGAUCAUUUCUUGUGAAACUACAGAGAAAUUGGGAUAUUUAAAAGCGAUGAGAGCGACUUAUCCAUAUAUAAAUCAAUUAUUAAGAGUGUUUAUUGAGUAUAAUUUAUCAAAGUUAACACUAACAGAAGAAAGUCAAGAAACUUGCCUUAAACUGAUAAUUCUUUUACUAGAUAAACUAAAAGAUACUGAGCAGUUGUUGAAAUGUGAUAAUUGUAAGAUUAAAUCGGGUUUACACGAUGCUUUACGUCUAUCGUUUUUGGCUAAAAACUUCGUUUCCGCCUGUCUUAACUCGAAACUGGAUGUGAAUAUGGUUCUACAGCCAUAUCUAAUGAUUAUAAAGAAACAACACAUAAUAUUAACCGAUCUAUGCCGCCUAGGUUGCUCAAAUCAUGAAAAAUGCCUCCGUAAGCUACAAACUGACAUACAUAACACCGCUAUACUUUUAAACAAAGCGGAGAAUUAUAACUCAGCGAUACAACUUUUCGACUUAUAUUUGACGCAUGAAUUCCUCCACUUUAAAACGGCUCAGGACUUGAAAAACAUAAGUAGAGCGUUAUAUAACAAGAGUAUAUGUGAGUUAGACUGUAGAAUGUAUGAGAAAGCGCUUCUAGAUGGGUUUUUGAGUUUAGUUUUCGCUCAGCCAGAAGGCCUUAGCUCGGAGAAGUAUAUGAGUCUAGUCAUGGAUGUGAAGGCUAAAGCUCUUAAAGGCUGUGACGAUGAAGAGUUGCAGAUGAUGACGGUGCUGGACGCUUGCAAUGUAGCUGUGGAGAGGAAAUUGUAUGGAAAUUUGAAGCCGUUCUUCAGUCAUUUGGAGUUCAAUACACUGCUCCACCACGAAUUCACCCUAUAUGGUCGUCUGUGGCCGUCGCUGUCGCCUGUGGCCGGCGUGUGGCGUGCGCUACAUUACCUCUCCUCCGGCAAGCGACAUGCUUGGAUGUGCGCACAACCCUCCUCCCUAGACACCCUCUACUCCGUCAUUCUCCACACGCCCACCGUCGUCCGCACAAUCCACAGCCCACACAUGUCCGCCAUCUUGUCGUCUAUACUCGACAACAUGGCGCGCACGGGCGACGUCAAAAUGAAAGUGACGGAGGCUACGCUGCUGUUCUUGAAGGCGGAGAUGGAUUUGGCUGACGCAGGUGUGAAAUAUGAAUGGAAGAUUAAAGAACAGGUGAGUUUUACAUCUUGUCGUCUAUACUCGACAACAUGGCGUGAGUUUUACAUCUUGUCGUCUAUACUCGACAACAUGGCGCGCACGGGCGACGUCAAAAUGAAAGUGACGGAGGCUACGCUGCUGUUCUUGAAGGCGGAGAUGGAUUUGGCUGACGCAGGUGUGAAAUAUGAAUGGAAGAUUAAAGAACAGAGCAUAGACCCCGACCUGGUCCCUUGCUGCCGCACCCUGGAACAGGAGCACACAGCCCUCAAACCAGCUCUGCAAGGAGUAAAGAUAUGGACUGAGGUUCUGUCGCGCCUGAACGACGUACCACAAGAUUUCCUGACAUCGCCUCUGCUCGUGUUGCGUGUCAUGUUACAGCAACUGUUGCACGUACGGAGCGUGUACGCGUUGCAACUGGCGCAUGUGGCACUGCGAGUCAGCCAGCAUCUUCAAGACAGAGUUCCUAUGGCCACCUCCUGUCUCCAUCAUCAGAUCAGCUCGAUAAUAUUUUACCACAACACGAAACAAGCGGCCACCUCAGCGAAACUCAUCCGCGUGGUCCAAUCCAGCCUCCUAAACGAGAUGGACUCUAUGCCUAUAGCAAUAGGGCGUGUUUUAGACGCGCAGGCGCUGUAUGGAGACCUCAGUGCGAGCGUUAACGCUCAGAGACACUACCUCACUGUUGGGAACAAUGAGAGCACCUGGUGCCUCCGCCAGCGGCGCUCCCUCCUCCUAAAACAGAGCAUAUUCUCCGCUAGCCUCCGAGCCGUGUCGCUGUCCCGCUCGCUCCGCCUGCGUCGGAGAGGGAGGGCCGCCGCCGCCUGCGCUCUCGCCUCCGCUUCCGCUGAAGCGAGGCUCGCGCUCUGUGUGGCCGCGACGGAUCCUAGCCGGUGUGACGUGGCCAGAGCAACGAUCGACCAACGGCUCAAACACAUCGUCGGCCUCCAAUCCAACGAGUGUGCCCUCCAAGAGCCGAUCCAAAACGACCCCAAGACCGCCCCCCUCACCCCCCAACUCGAGGCCGUGCGCGACGCACGCAUACCCAGGAGACAUCAAACUAGUCCAUCUAUACCUAUAGAAUAUGUUGCAGCUUUCAAAACACCAGAGUUUUUUGACCAUGACACCAAAUGCGAGUGUUACGCGUGCGAGACGCCUUCAAUAUUUAUUCUGGCGUCACAAUUGCUAGGUUUAGAAGCCAGCGUGUAUUAUAGAGGCAAGGAAUUCGAUGUGGCUAUGAAUUACUUCAACGGUGUGUUGGAAACUUUCUGUAAUGUCGAAAGCAAGAUUAAAGCGGCCACGAGAAAGCUUAGAGAGAAAUUCGAGAAGUAUGUGGUUGAUAUAAUUGAGAAAAGUUUUGAAAAGGAGCUUUUUAAUGUUGAGUUGGAGAUUUUGAUUGAAGCUGCGUAUUUUGAGCUUUCACAGAAGAAUUACGCUAAGUCUGAUGAUUAUAUAUACGUAAGGAUCAGUGAAAUACUUCAAGCGGCUGACGUAGAUGGUUAUACUAAGAAUGAGAUCAUGAAUUUGAUGACGGCUUCUGAAAUUUUAAGAAAAUCAGACAAAAUACAAGACAGAGUGACGGAUAUUGAGAAUGAUUUAGAAAAUCUCAAAUUGACGCCUACUAAAGAUAUAUUAAAAACGCCAGAAGCGAAGCGUAGUAAACCGCCUGUGUUUAACAAAGUUGUUGUAAACAAAGAAGAAUUGCCAGAUUUGAAAUGUAAGAUACCAGUUCUUAAUUUCGACGAGCCCGAAGAACAGAUUGUGCCUAAGAAGAAAAUCAACUUCAAAAUACCAAUCCCGAUAACUAGUAAACCUGUACUUGAAACUAUAACUCCGAGACCCCGUUCAAAAGUAAAUAUAUUAGUUACUGAACCUUCCGAAGAAGAUAUAGAUGUUGCCAUGACCCCGCAGACGGAUAAGUCGAAAGUAGAAUUUUUCACCCCCUCCGAAUCCACCCCGGAUCAGUUUUUCACCCCCCAAACAUCAGUGAAAACUUAUGCGAAGAAAUCUUUAAGACAAAACAUUGUUAAGAAUUUGGAGCAAGAGUUUUCAUCGAAGGAAAUUCCUAAAGAUUCGAAAAGACUUUCAAAGACUGUAAGUUUAGAUGAUACAAAAAACAAAGAUAUGAAAAGACUUUCAAAGAAUAUAAGUCUAGAAGGCCACUCUAAAGAAAACGCCAAACCAAAUAUACCGAAACCACAAAAAAUAGAGGCGGCAAAGAUUCUAGAGCCAAAAAGAGGUAGAGUGGAAACUGGGUCUCUCCGGACUUUGAAAGACCGAAGGCUCAAGCGCUCCACCAGCCCGGGGACGCUGCCCAAAGAGGACCUUAAGGAUAACCCGAGGACUAGGCUCAGGAAACCAGCGGUGAAGGUUGAGAGGGAUGACAAGAAAUGACAGUUUGACAGCUGUCAAAAACAUUAUAAAAUAAUGACUAUUUUUCAAGGUAUUUCAGUGUGUUUUAAAAGGGAUUUAUUCAAAAGACGACAGAUGAGUUAAGGGGCUACCCGAGUUUUUCAUAGAUUUUUGACAAGUUUUGAAUCGUAUCUCCUUUUUUGCACUACAGAUACAAUUAUAAGACAAACGGUUAUCGGUUCUUCAAUCUUUUAUCUCCGGUUUUGUCCACCGGAUUUUGAAAGAAAUUAAUACUUAUUUUUUUAUUAAUAUACAAUGUCUAAAAAAAACACUUUUUUUGUAUCUAGUUUGCUGUGAAGGAUCUUACAUGUACGCAAUCUACAUAUUUGGGUUCGUCUUUGACAUCUCGAAAAACGUGUCCAGGGUUUUAAUUUUAAACUAAUUAACACAAAAGUUAUGGCCAGAAAACCAGUUCUUUAGCUUAAAAUUGUUCAACUUUGAUGCCAAAUAUCUCGAAGAUAAUGAACUUAAGUAAAUAUGGGAUACUAUAUUGCUUAAAGCCGUUGCUCUUAAUAUACUAAGCUACAGAAAACAUUAGAAAACUAAGGGAUUCAGAUCGAAGGUCACUGGCGUGGGGUAGCCCCUUAAAUCAAACAUAUUGGCGCAAUUUCAUUAUUUGGGACGUAAAAAUUAGGUUUAUGUAUGUAUAGUUCGUUUUUUUAGCAUUAGAAAGAACUUGAAAGAAGGUAAGCGAUCUUGCCAUGUCUUUUAAUUGAAAAACGCUUUUUAAAAAUCAGUAACUAUUACUUAUGAAAGCAGAAGAAUAUAGAUGAUCGUCUUAGAUUCAUAAUUGUUACAUAUUUGCCGUAACUUAUUUUUAAAAUGUGUUUUUCAAUUAAAAGACGCAUCAAGAUUGUUUACCUUAUUUCUAAUGCUAAAAAAAAUGAAAUAUAAUACUAAUUGUGUUC
This is a messenger RNA of Cydia splendana, 5520 nucleotides long. RefSeq lists its product as uncharacterized. The transcript has 12 exons. NCBI's taxonomy places the organism in Eukaryota, Metazoa, Arthropoda, Insecta, Lepidoptera, Tortricidae. The record is from RefSeq and is a predicted model, not a curated record. Bases 113 to 4594 code for a protein of 1493 amino acids.